GUCUGCUAACUGCUUGUGUGACAGUCAAUACUCAUACUUAAACGCUACUUCUCUUUUGACUGCUUUUACUACUUUUGGUGGUGACUGAAGGCUAUUCUUCGAAGGGAGAAAGUACUAGCUAAACGUUAGAUAAGGAAAUAAACAUGGAGGUGCUUAAGGAGAAAAUUAUUCAUGUUCAGGACCUGUAUAAAUGGGCAGAUUCAUUGUCAGAUGAACGUGUCAGAGACUGGCCACUGAUGUCAUCACCCCUGCCAACCCUUGGCCUGGUGGCAGUUUACCUCACCUUCGUCAAAGUGGGGCCAAAGGUCAUGGAAAAUCGUGCUCCAUUUCAGCUAAGAAUUCCCCUGAUUUUAUACAACCUGGCUGUCAUGUUGCUUAAUCUGUACAUUGGAGUUGAGUUGGCAAUUGUUUCUGUAAGACUCCGAUAUAGCUGGUUCUGUCAACCUGUUAGCUACUCCAAAAACCCAGAUGAAAUGAGGAUAGCAGCAGCAUUAUGGUGGUACUAUGCAUCAAAAUUGAUAGAGUUCACAGACACAGUGUUCUUUAUACUGCGGAAGAAGAACAAUCAGCUCACCUUCCUGCAUAUAUAUCACCACUCAACCAUGUUUUGCUUGUGGUGGAUAGGAAUCAAAUAUGUUGCAGGGGGCUCUUCUUUCCUUGCUGCAAUGAUGAACAGUUUUGUACACGUAAUCAUGUAUGCUUACUAUGGACUCGCAGCUUUUGGUCCCUCAGUGCAAAAAUAUCUUUGGUGGAAGAAACACAUUACCUGUAUUCAGUUGGUUCAGUUUGGCAGUGCUGGUGUACUAGGAGCCCGUGCCAUAGUUGUGGGCUGUGAAUUUCCAUUGUGGAUGCAGUACGCGCUGGUUGUGUACAUGGCCAGCUUCAUGUUCCUCUUCGGCCAGUUCUAUGUGCAGGCCUAUAGACGCAAGCUGAUGACUGCCUUCAUUGGUUCACAGGAGAAGAAACUCAAGGAUGGCAGAAAUGGCAACAUGCGCCACCAGAAUGGGACCAAUGGGGUGAUGUCCAAUGGGGUAUCUCAUAGUUCAAAAUUUGCUAAAGGAGAACAGAAAAAGUCUGAUAAGUCCAAUGGGGAGUCCAAAUCCCACCGCGCCAACGUCCGCACAAGAGCCCAAUCACGCCGCGAGGGCCGUCCACGCCACGACUCUUAAUCAGGGAUGCAUAAUAGACAUAUGCUGCCAGACUCUCACCAGAAAUGACAUUUGAACUCAACAUUUACUACUAGUCAUUAACUAUAAAGGGUGCAACAAGGUUUUCUCUCUCUCUCUUUCUGUCUUGCUUUUCCUCUCCAGAAAAGGGGAUCAUGGACAUUAUUGUGGAAUUGCAAAAUUGAUUAUGUGGGAUUGUUUAUUUUAAUGGCUACUGAAAAAGAUUGAGAAAAAAAUCUAUAUUGUUUUGAGUGACUGAAUCUCAUGAUUUUCUUGCCCAUUCUUCUUCAAGUGUGCAUUCUACGAGUAUUGCAUUCCACCUUUUAAAAAGUGUUUAUUUUUAUAUAGUUAUUGGAGCUGUUGAGAAAAACUCAUUUUACUUUUUGUGGCUUAAUGAAAAGUCAUGGGGACAUAUUGGCAUUAUGCUGGAGUUGUUUUAAUGUAACAAGAACAUCUUUGUGAUCAUUUAUGUAAGCUAUAUACUAUGCCAAUGCAGUGUGUGAUAAGAUGAAUAAGCCAAAGUAGUAAUAUUGUCAUUGUUUCUUUUGCACAACUUUUUCUGUGUCUGUGCAAAUGAAUAUCAGGGCUACAUAGCUACAUAUAUAAGUAUUUUGAAUGUUAUCAUCAUUCCUUAAUGGGGUUUAGAAUUCAAAGAACCUAGUAUUUUGAAGUAAAGAGUCCAACCUCUGACAGGUAGACUCAUAACAUUUCCAUUAUUUUUAAUAUAAAAUUUGAAAAGAAAGAAACAAGUGCAACUGAGGUACUGAAAAGUGUUGGGAAAACAUUAGUUUUUCAUCAUCCAACACCUGGUUAAUUUUCAAAUGAAAUGGUUUAUAGAAGGAAAGCUUUGUAGUUGAUUGUGUGGCAAUAUAAAUGCAGUGCAGCUCUUGUUGUAAUGUUGAUCACUGCCAUAUAUGUGUGUGUCUUUGUAUAAUCUGUAUAAUAUAUGUACAUAUUUAUGUAUAUGUAUACAGUAUACUGUAUAUGCAAAUAUAUAUAUACAUGUGUAUGUAUUAUAUGCAUAUAUGAUAUGUUUAGUUCAUGUACACAUAUACAUACAUAUAUAUGCAAUAGUAAAUAUUACUUUUCAUAAAUGAAGUUAAGAAUUCACGUGUGCUCUCUUAGGAGUGUGAUUUUUCAAAAUUUCAGAGGGAAGUAAUUUCCAGCAUGUUUCGUCUUUGCAAAUAAACAUUCCAUGGAAAUUCACUUUGGUAUUACACAAGCAGUGUCAAGUCAAGUGAAACAUAGAAAUUUUUAUAGUAAGACAGGAGUACUUGAACAGUAGAAAUAUUUGAAGCAAGUGGCAAGUAAGGUAGAAGAGAAUGUUCAUGAAAAAUUAUAGCAUAAUAUAUCCAGAUGUGAAAUGUGACGUUAAAGAUCUUUUUUUUUGGUUUCCCAGAGGAUUGUAAUUGCAUUGGAAAAACACCUAAAGUCUUUAUACUUCUUAUUACCAUCUCAUAAUGCUUGCCACUGAAUGGACUCCUUUGUGAAGCCUUGUGGACUUUUAUUCUAAAUGUGCAGAAUGAGAUAAAUGCUAGGCAAAUUUUGAUACAUACUGGUUUGUAAUGAUGGUUGUUGGACUUUUUUGCUCAGAAUUGGCAGAUAGUCCCCCCUCCCUUUCUUUUGGAAGCCCUCUUUGUUGAGGAUGGAAUCUGUUUAACAAAAGUAAAAGCUAUUUUGCUUUGGUCUUUUGAAUUGCAUUUGGCGCGCACACACACACACACACACACACACACACACACACACACACACACACACACACACACACACACACACACACACACACACACA
Penaeus chinensis is the source of this 2957-nucleotide messenger RNA. RefSeq names its product elongation of very long chain fatty acids protein 4-like. Gene Ontology annotation, molecular function: fatty acid elongase activity. Gene Ontology annotation, biological process: fatty acid elongation, saturated fatty acid; very long-chain fatty acid biosynthetic process; fatty acid elongation, monounsaturated fatty acid. The coding region runs from base 144 to 1169 and encodes 341 amino acids. The transcript is spliced from 9 exons. Gene Ontology annotation, cellular component: endoplasmic reticulum membrane. NCBI's taxonomy places the organism in Eukaryota, Metazoa, Arthropoda, Malacostraca, Decapoda, Penaeidae. The record is from RefSeq and is a predicted model, not a curated record.